CAAUUACGGUACAUGUGCACCUGUCACCGUUAAGUUCGCCAUGCAGUUCACCUGAGCUAACUUCAAAGCCAGUAACUUUUUUUUUUCAAUCAUGAAAUUGUGCUAAAAACGAGUCUGCAAAGGUUAAAAUGGUGACAUUGCCUUCAUUAGAAGCCUACCAAGCAGCGCUGAUUUUGUCAGGCACGGGCGACGCACUGGGUCUGGGGUGCAAAAAUGGAAGGUUAUCCGGUGCCGAAGUCCAACAAUCGAUGUCUUCAAUGGGCGGUGUUGACGCGAUCGAAGUCAAGCCACCAAGAUGGCCGGUGGGGCAAAACACCGUGCUGCAUCUGGUGACGGCCGAGGCCCUGGCCACGGGCCGGACAUCCGAGACACUGUGGCCGGAACUGGCCGCCCGGUACGUUGAUUGCAUGUCGGCGCGAAUGAUGGCCAACCGGCGGCCGAGCACGAGCCUCCUGCGUGCCACCGCCUUGCUGCGGCCGGCCGAGCCCCAGGGAUGGGAGCUACCGUUCGAUGACUCCUCCCGUACGGCCGUUGAGGCGUGCCCGGCUGUCCGGUCGGUCUGCAUCGGACUUCGCUUCCACAAGCCCAGUCAGCUGGGCUCUCUGAUCUCCACGGCCGUUGAGAGUGCCAGGAUAACCCAUCACCACCCGACGGCCUACCUCGGUGCCGUCACAGCGGCGCUGUUUACAUCCUACGCAGCACAGCGCCGCGAGCCUCGGGAGUGGGCCGCCAGCCUCCUCGAGGUCAUACCUGAGGUGCUAGGCUAUGUCGUCUCGACCGGUCGGGACGUGGACGACAACCAGAGAUCGUGGUGCUACUUCGGGGACAUAUGGAAGGAGUAUGUCUCAAUACGGGGCAUAUCGGACGGGGAAAGCGCGCCUAAGUUUCCCCGGAGGUACGGGCCGGAUAGACGGGACGAAUUGUAUCGUCGCUUCGCAGGAAAUGACAUGGUUGCCGGAAGCUGCGGACAUGAUGCUCCGCUUAUUGCAUACGAUGCCUUCUUGUGUUCCAACUCCUGGCAAGAUCUUUGCGACCGGGCCAUGUUGCACGGCGGCGAGGGCAGCUCCAGCGGGGCUAUCGCGGCCGGCUGGUGGGGGCUGAUGCACGGUCUGAGCGGCGUGCCGGCAGGCAACCACGCCCGGCUGGAGUUCCGCGACAGACUCGCGGAAGCCGGGACUAAACUCUUCUCCAUGAGCUUCUAGUGUGUGCUAUAAACAGUGUGAGCAUUAUGUCAAAAACAGUAAAUAUUCAUGGUUAAGCCUAACAAAAAUAAUGUGACUGCGGUUUGGUUCAAGGUCCAUAUCAUAAUAUUUUGAGAUAGGGGUUCAUUAAAUUUGCAAGUCAUUCAUUUGGACUUUUGUGUGGACUUCGUCAAGUCGGCAUGCUUCUCCUUUCUCAGUGAAAUACGCUUGUCAUCACUGGUCACUUUAUUUCUGAGUAAAUACCUUUACAAUUUUGUUGAUUACGAAAUUACCGUCAUGUUUGUACUCAGUGUUGCAGGAAAAGGAAAAUAUAAAAAGAUGCCAGCAACAA
Molecule: messenger RNA, 1533 nt
Organism: Patiria miniata (bat star)
Lineage: Eukaryota; Metazoa; Echinodermata; Asteroidea; Valvatida; Asterinidae
Product: protein ADP-ribosylarginine hydrolase-like
Exons: 2
Coding region: 129-1202 (357 amino acids)
Source: RefSeq, a predicted model, not a curated record